Penicillium chermesinum is the source of this 360-nucleotide messenger RNA. RefSeq lists its product as uncharacterized. The coding region runs from base 1 to 360 and encodes 119 amino acids. The transcript has 3 exons. The record is from RefSeq and is a predicted model, not a curated record. Lineage: Eukaryota; Fungi; Ascomycota; Eurotiomycetes; Eurotiales; Aspergillaceae.
AUGCGCUAUGUGGCCCAGCUUUCGUGGUACAGCGACACGGGAGGCUGGGAUCCUGUCGAAGACCCUCCACCACCACCAACAACAAUAACAACAAAACCAACAAAUGGAAGAAGGCGAACACCUAAGGUAGUUGGUGGGCUGACCGACUUCCUACGGAUCACCAUGCCAGACACUGACAUAUCCACAUGGGAGACGCGGCUGGAAGUGGUCGAGAGCGAUACUCAAGUGUCUGUGAACACGUGGGUCAGACGGCUCAUGGAGCGGAGCCAACAAGGGGAGGAAACGGACGAGCAAGACGAGGUCGUGGGGCAACAGCGGCUAGAGCAGGGCCUCUUGGAGGCACAAAUCGAGGUGGAAUAG